CAUUCUUACCUAUGUUUCAUAGUAGUCCUGAAGUGUCCUCUAAUUUUCCUAAGUUACGAAAAAGAAUUCGAAAGAGAAUGCCUCCGAACACAGUUGAUAUAAUACCGGUAGAUCCCGAUGUUGAGUCUGUUAAUAUCAACAAUGGGAAAUCAGCUGUCAUUUCGCCAGCGGUUGUACAAAGGAAUGAGGAGAAAUAUGGCCUCAGGAUGUUUGUGUCUUCUUUGACUUUGCUAGCCAACAUUCUCACAGGAAUGUGCGUCGCCGUCGCAUUACUCUUCGCGUUCAGAGCUGGUCUGCCGCUCGGGGCUACUCCUCAACAUAUCGUCUUAUGCGUCAUUGGGUAUCAGCUACUAAUGGCUCACGCCAUUCUGAGUCUGUCUUCGGAAAGUGGUUGGACAUCAAAGUUCAGAAUGGUGGACAAGAGGCGAGUCCACUGGAUCCUGCAGAUCCUCGGCUCUGGUCUAGCUAUCACCGGUAGCUUUAUCAAGAUCCUUGACAAAACAGUCCACUGGAACACAAUACACGGACAGUUUGCACUGGUGGCUCUAGUCUUCACAACAGUGAGCCUUGUUAAUGGGUGCACAUCUCUUUGGGCUUACGAACUCAAACGCUUCUUACCCAUGAACCUUUCCAAGAUCGCCCACAUCUGUCUAGGAACCGUCGGAUUCGUCGCUGCUAACAUCACAUUCUGUCACGGAAUGGACAAAAGUUUCUUCAGGUCGUGGGCCACUGACGCUCUCGCAAAUACUUUUAUUUCCUUCGUCGCCAUAAUGACUUUUAUCGUCAUCCUCAACCCACUGCUUAGUUUUUACACCAAAACUAAGAGUGUUUUUAAGAAAUAGUUUUAUGUAAUAAUAAUCUUUAACAAUAAUUACUAGUGAAGUAGAAUAAGCUUAAUUAUCGACCUUAUUAUAAGAAUCUCUGUGAUAGAAAUAGUCAUUUUAUUUUAGUAAAAUAUUAAUUCGAUUGUGAGAAUAGUCGGUUAAAUAAAUUGGUG
Pectinophora gossypiella (pink bollworm) is the source of this 997-nucleotide messenger RNA. RefSeq lists its product as uncharacterized. The record is from RefSeq and is a predicted model, not a curated record. Gene Ontology annotation, molecular function: transmembrane monodehydroascorbate reductase activity. NCBI's taxonomy places the organism in Eukaryota, Metazoa, Arthropoda, Insecta, Lepidoptera, Gelechiidae. Bases 12 to 842 code for a protein of 276 amino acids. The transcript is spliced from 3 exons.